CGCCACCAGCAAUACUAUUAUAUAAUUCACAUAAAGUCUGCCCCUCCCUCCUAAUUCGAUAACAUUCCCAAUAAUAAUAAGCAUGACCAAGUUUGUUAAUAUAAAUAUGUAUGCAUUGAAGUUAGACAAAUCAAUCUUCUCCAAACACACAUACAUAUAGCAUAGUGGCAUACUAGCAUAUUUUCAUUGACAUAAUUCAUCAAUAUCCAUCCAUACUGUGACAUAUAGACAUAUAUGGAGCCAGAACCUUAUUUUCCUUCACCUGCACUCUGCUCAACCAGGUGGUGGUCGAAGGAGACGGUGGCGGUGGUGACAGGAGGAAACAAGGGCAUUGGGUUUGCUCUUGUGAAACGUUUUGCUGAGUUGGGACUGAGUGUAGUGUUAACUGCUAGAGACAAGAAGAAAGGAGAGGAUGCUGUGGAGAGAAUUCGAGCACAAUUAGGCCUUGUUGCACCUCAUCAUCAUGUUCACUUUCUAGUCCUUGAUGUCUCAGAUGCUGAUUCUAUUAAAACCUUUGCAUCCUCCUUCAAAGACAAAUUUGGAGCCACCUUGGAUAUUCUCGUGAACAAUGCGGCUGUAUCAUUCAAUGAGCUCGACGAGAAUUCAGUGGACCAUGCUGAAAACGUCAUGAAAACAAAUUUCUAUGGUCCCAAGUUGCUUAUAGAGGCACUUCUUCCCCUCUUUCGUUGCUCCUCCUCUUCUAAUUCUUCCAUCACACGUAUUCUCAAUGUUAGCUCAAGACUCGGUUCUUUGGAUAAGGUGACAAACGUGGAAAUGAAAAGAAUUCUAGAGAGUGAUGAAUUGAAGGAAGAUGAAAUCAACGAAAUGGUGAAAAAAUUUCUAAGAGAUGUGAGAAAUGGAACAUGGAAGAGUCAAGGGUGGCCAUCAUAUUGGACAGACUAUGCAGUAUCAAAAUUGGCUCUAAAUGCAUACUCAAAAGUGUUGGCUAAGAGAUAUAAUAUUAAUACAACGAAGUUGAUGAGUGUGAACUGUUUUUGCCCUGGCUUCACUCAAACCUCAAUGACAAAAGGUAAGGGCACUCACACUGCUGAUCAAGCUGCUUCUCUUGCUACCAUCCUUGUGUUGCUUCCACCACACCACUUGCCCACUGGAAAAUUCUUCUUGCUCAGAAAUAAUACCACCUUCCAACAAGUUGCUAAUUCUAAACUUUGAUCUUGAUCAUGAUCAUUGUCAUUGCCACGUGGAGAUAACAUAAAAUAAAAUGUUACUCCAUCAUCAAUUCUUAAUUAAUUAACUUUAUCUUGCUUUCUUGUCCGACCUGUUGUAAGAAAAUUGAUAUUUUUUUUUUUUUUUUGCUAAGGUAGUUUAAGACUUUUAUGAGUUGAAUUAGAAGUGUU
This is a messenger RNA of Medicago truncatula (barrel medic), 1358 nucleotides long. Its product is annotated as (+)-neomenthol dehydrogenase. The record is from RefSeq and is a predicted model, not a curated record. The transcript is spliced from 4 exons. Lineage: Eukaryota; Viridiplantae; Streptophyta; Magnoliopsida; Fabales; Fabaceae. The coding region runs from base 235 to 1173 and encodes 312 amino acids. Gene Ontology annotation, cellular component: membrane.